AUGCGGGCGAAUACAAACUACAUAAUGGCAGUAGUUGCUGUAUCUCUGCUAUGGAUAUUCAUUAUGAUUGCUUAUCUUGGAUUAUUGGAUGAGCCAAAAGCACGAAUCAUUGCUUUACGUCAACGAUAUCAUGCAUCAGUUCAUCCAGCCUUUGAUGGUCAUUCUCAGCUGAUUAUGCUAUCCGCAACUCAUAAUGACCACAACGAUGAUAUAUCAAAAGAAAUUCAGGAAGAGCAAUUUUCACUGAAUAAAGCACCGGAAGUUGAUCUUGAAAAACUAUCCAUUGUGCAAAAUCAGCAGGAAGAGAAACAGCGCGAAAUAAGUUACGCCAAAUAUGCGUUUAAUGAAUUUUUGAGCAACAGAAUCGGACCACGGCGAAAAAUUCCGGACACACGACAUUACUUAUGCCUAAAUGAAAGCUAUUCGGAAGAAUUACCAGCAGCAAGUAUUAUCAUCUGUUAUUAUAAUGAAGCUUCAUCUGCUUUGAUUCGCAUGGUUAAUAGUAUUCUGGAUAGAACGCCAUCAAAUUUGAUUAAUGAAAUAUUACUAGUGAAUGACUACAGCGAUCUUGACAAUGCAUCUGAUGUUGCGGUACGCGCAUAUGCUCAUGAGAACUGGAACAGUGACAUAGUGAAAAUGUUGAAUACUGAAAAGAAUGAGGGAUUGAUCCGAGCAAAAAUAUUUGGAGCUCAACAUGCUACAGGUGAGGUACUGGUGUUUCUGGAUAGUCAUUGCGAAGUGAAUGAACGAUGGCUCGAACCACUGCUGGAUCGAAUCGUUGCUGAUAGGCACACAGUUGUCUGUCCGGUUAUCGACAUCAUUGAUGCGGACACUUUGAAGUAUAUCGAAUCGCCAGUAUGCAAAGGGGGCAUGUCAUGGUCAUUGGCAUUUAAGUGGGAUUAUUUUCCACCACUAUACUUUGAUGAACCUAAACAGUAUGUGCGUCCGGUGAAAUCACCAACAAUGGCUGGUGGUUUAUUUGCCAUUGACAAGAAAUAUUUUAAUAUGCUUGGGCAAUAUGAUCCAGGAAUGGAAAUUUGGGGAGCAGAAAAUGUAGAAAUUUCUUUAAGAAUUUGGAUGUGUGGCGGCCGCUUGGAAAUUGUUCCAUGUAGCAGAGUUGGCCACAUAUUUCGUCAACGGCGUCCAUAUGGACUCGGAAUUGAUUCAAUGGGCAGGAAUGCAGCUCGUACUGCCAAUAUCUGGCUCGAUGAAUAUAUUGACCAAUUUUAUGCAGCCAAGCCAAAUCUGCGAGGGAUCAAUAUAGGCGAUAUAAGGGAAAUGAAAGAAUUACGCAGGAAACUGCACUGUAAACCGUUUUUAUGGUAUCUUCAAAAUAUUUAUCCAGAAUUACUGCCGAACAACCACCCAACGAUGACCGAUCUAAAGAAAUCUGAUAUGCUACGAAGUAGAAAUAUCGCAAGAUAUCAUAUAAUCUUAUACAACACAAGCUUAUGUCUCACAGCUCAAUCAUUGAAUGGACGUUUGGUUAGGGGAAGUAGUGUCAUUGUGGAGUAUUGUCGCGAAAGAGAUCGUCAUCAAAUUUGGCGCUGGACAAAACUUGGCGAACUUCGUCCCAUGGGUUCGGCAACGCUUUGUCUCGACUCAUUAAAAGGACCACGUAUUCUAAAAUGUCACUUACAAGGUGCUCAUCAAGAAUGGUCGCUAACGGGUCGUAAAAUCUACAACGCAGCAGUUGGUCAGUGCAUACAUAGCGAAAAAGAAUUGUCCAGUGUAACCAAAAAUCGUUUUUGCUCUAUUGCAAGUGAAUGGGAAUUUCAGGUUAACUCAAACUAA
Molecule: messenger RNA, 1794 nt
Organism: Brugia pahangi
Lineage: Eukaryota; Metazoa; Nematoda; Chromadorea; Rhabditida; Onchocercidae
Source: the annotation of a GenBank genome assembly